Molecule: messenger RNA, 1286 nt
Organism: Gamsiella multidivaricata
Lineage: Eukaryota; Fungi; Mortierellomycota; Mortierellomycetes; Mortierellales; Mortierellaceae
Exons: 2
Coding region: 35-1102 (355 amino acids)
Source: RefSeq, a predicted model, not a curated record
AUUUGCGCCAACAACCUCAUUUCAUUUUCACACAAUGACCGAAAGAUCAGCCAAAAAGAAAAGGACAAGGACCACGACCGCGACUAGUGGCCAAGCGGAACCAUACCGGAAAUUUAAUAAAAUCUUCCGCGACCCGCCCGACGCUGUCGCGUUGAUGAAUAACCAGGAAGUAGUCGAGCCCGAAGAAGACGGAUCUGCCGUAACAAACGGCGAGAAUUCAGGAGAUGAUGAGGCAGAGGAGGGCGGUGGUUCAGGUGGAGAAGGCAGUUCACCCCGGUUUUGUGCUCUACGGCACAAUCGAGAUGGAACGAAUCAACGACGUGUAUUCGUGGCCACUUUAUUCCUCGUUGGCAGACUACCCGAGUUAAUGUUUGAGAUUACCAGUGAGAAGGACUCGUUCUCGACUGCGCGAGAUAGCAGGAGCUUCAGGAACCUGGCCCAGGAGCUUGCGGAACAGGAGCCAAUGCUGCGGAAGGUGACUGGUCUAGCACUGAGGUCAAUGUACACUCGCCUCAUCAAGAGUUAUGAGGAAUUAGACAAGAUCCUCGCGCUCGGGACAGGAAGUCGGUUCCAGCCCACUCUGCUUUCGGAUCUUGCCAAGCAGCUGUAUGAUUUGCACCGCGAGUUCACUGUCGUCAAGAAGCACAGAAGCAUGAGGUGGCUGAUCACGGAAGGAGAGCCAAAGUCCAGGAACAUCGACGCAAUCGUAAACUGCAUGCUGCCACUAAGCGCCAAGAUCGAAGGCAAAAGGAAUGAUACGCCUGAUCAGGCAGAAUCUGCCACGGCAUCUUCUAAGCAGCCACCACGUAUCAACAAAGAAGCGUAUACCGAGUCUACUGCCUUUACAGGAGAAGUGCGCCACGGCCUCAUGGGCACAUUUGAAAUAUCAAAAAGAAAAUUCACGGAAAUUGACCAACAGUACAAUGGACUCUCAAAUGAGAUGCGCCAGCUGAAAGAGCUUGUGACCCUUCAUCCGACUGACAACACGAACGCAAUCCUGAGCCAGGUACAGAUUGUUGGGGAGCAGGUUCAAAUAGUUGCGCAGUCAGUGGAGUCGUUGGCAGCUGAGGUCAGAAUGCUAACAGGCAAUUUCAGGAGUUAGUCUCAACAGUCUUCAAACGCGACCAAGUAUUAUGUAGGAACUCAUGGAGCGUUCUUGAAAGCACAUUUUUUUAAUAAAACCACUCUAUAUCCCAAGGCUCGUUGAAUGCAAUAGGUGCCGUCAUAACCACCCUAGUCUCAUCCCACAAAGCCCUAGAUGUAAGAUACACCUCAAGAGUAGGCGG